CACGCUUCUUCAGCUCUGUCCUCUUCAGAUUCUGAAUUUGUAACUCAGUAGAAACGCGCCUUCUUCAUCUUCAUCAUCAUUCUCAAGAAUCACGUCGAUGCGAGUUGAAGUAUAUAGAUAGAUUUUUCAGAAUGUUACUCGCGGUUCUUUUGGUCGGUUUGGCGGUGUUUUCAGAUGCUGCACCAAGGUCGAAAAGUAAAGGACCCCAGUUGGUGUACGAUCAGAAACAGCAUGGAGAUUACAAUAUACAAGUACACCUGAAAGAUUUUCAAAUUAUCGCUCUGCUCGGGGAGGAAUCCCUUGGUCUGGGGGAUUACGACUACAACUACGAUUAUGCUGAUUUUACCGUGAAACCUUCUGGGCCAAGUUCCUCACCAAAACCAACACAGGAAAUAUCAACGACCACACUUAAAGCUUCGGAAGUACAUCUGACCAGCACCAAGCCUUCCGAACAACCCAGUACUACUUUGAAACCCCACAGUGAAGAAGCAGAUAUCAAGCCCUCAACCACCAGCAAACCCUUGGGUGUAUUGGGUGAAGAGAAACCCGCGGAGCAAGAACCUUCGUUGGAUGUUUCAACAACCAAGAAAGACGAACUAACCCCGAGUACAGAAAAAAUAUCCGAAACGACCGAGAAAAAUAUCCGAAACGAGCCUAUGGCAGUUGAUGCUAUCCCUGGUCAAAUACAAGUCCAAGUUUUUCACUCUCCGGAAGGUUAUCCAAAUAUGUCAGUAAGGAAGGAUGAAACUGAGGAAAAGGGUUCUGCUGGAAAGUCUAACGAUAAGAAAUGCUUAACCGGGUACUCCAGAGACAAGAGAGGAAGGUGUCGCAGGGUGAGAAGGCCACAAAGUGCUUUACCAUUCAAUUUUGGUAGACUUGCACAUUUGGCUGCGAGAUUCCGAUCAAACGAUAAAGAAGAUGUUAAGACUCCUAGUUCAUCGCUACUUCAACAGGCACAUAAGAAUUGAAGAGAGGCUUAGAGUAAGAAAAAGGGGAAAAUUAACGUAUAUUCCUGACAAUGUGUGAUCAAUUUCUAAUUUAUUUAUUUAUUUAAGUGUAUACAUUGAAUAUAUUCAUUCAUCGAAUGGAUAAUUAUCUAUAUGGUUUUUUCUAGGUAAUAAAAUCGUUAAAUUAU
This is a messenger RNA of Coccinella septempunctata (seven-spotted ladybird), 1135 nucleotides long. RefSeq lists its product as uncharacterized. Lineage: Eukaryota; Metazoa; Arthropoda; Insecta; Coleoptera; Coccinellidae. The record is from RefSeq and is a predicted model, not a curated record. The transcript is spliced from 4 exons. Bases 132 to 968 code for a protein of 278 amino acids.